This is a messenger RNA of Penicillium atrosanguineum, 3477 nucleotides long. RefSeq names its product regulator of nonsense transcripts 2. Lineage: Eukaryota; Fungi; Ascomycota; Eurotiomycetes; Eurotiales; Aspergillaceae. Gene Ontology annotation, biological process: nuclear-transcribed mRNA catabolic process, nonsense-mediated decay. Gene Ontology annotation, molecular function: RNA binding; protein binding. The transcript is spliced from 5 exons. The record is from RefSeq and is a predicted model, not a curated record. Bases 1 to 3477 code for a protein of 1158 amino acids. Gene Ontology annotation, cellular component: cytoplasm; exon-exon junction complex.
AUGGCCAUGGACCGCCAGAAGAAAAGGGAGCUUCGCGAUCUGAAUGAGAGAGCCUGGGCCGGUGAAACCGAUGUCUUCCCCGUCAGCAAGUCUCUCGACUCAGCCCUGAAGAAGAAUACCGCUUUCAUUAAACGUCUUCGCACUGGAAUCAGCGCAUCCGCACAGUCCACCUUCCUAUCCGAUAUCCGCACCCUUUCGCUGCACAAGUAUCUUUCCGAGAUCAUCUCCGCCUGCUAUGAAGGCCUAUGCAAGCUCAAGACACCCGGUGAGAUCGCCGUCGGCGUGGAGAUUAUCAGCGCGCUGCAUCAGCGAUUCGGUCCUGCGGAGUUUACUAGGCAGAUCGGUUGGUUGCUCGGCCGUGGCCUGAGCUCUCCGGACAAAGCGGCGCUCAAGAAUUUGACGGGUGAGCUACGCGAGCGCGAGGAGAAGGAACGGUUGUCGCGACACCGGGUUCUUCUGCGCAUUGUUACGGAGCUAUGGCUUGUCUGUGCGCUUAGAACGCUGGAUGACGUCGAGCGGCCGGAGGAUCUGGGCGCUAAGACUAAAGACAAUGUUUCUGGAAUCGCGGGCAAGUUGCCCGAUGCCCCGCUCAAGAGGCCUGCUGCUGCUUCAAAGGAGCAGGAUAAGCAAGCUGAACCGUUCCCGCUGGAGGUCUUGAAAGAGCUACUCGGACAUGACCGUGAUCAUACCAAUUUGCCGCUUGCAGUGCUUUUCGUCAAGAGUUUCAGCUGGGAUAUUCUCGGUGCGAAACUUGCUGAGGAUGGUAGAAGGACUGUGGAGGCUGAUGGCGCUACGACUACGACUGAGCAGGAGAAUACCGAGGGUGCUACUGAAGCAGCUGAAGCAGAUCCGCCUUUGACACCAGAAAAGACCCAGCAGCGUUUUAAGAAUAUUCUGAACAGGUACUUGGAUGAUGUGAAAGCGCACGUGGUUCGCGACCAGAAAGCGCUGGCAAGCCAGAGCCGCCGCAAUGCCGAGGCAUACGUCAAGAGUGGUGAAAUCUUUGAAGAUCGCCAGUCGAAUUUCGAGAAGCAGACCAAAUCGCUGGAGAAGCUUUUGGCCAAUACUCAGGUUCUCUGCGAGGCCCUGGGGGCCGAGAUGCCCGAUUUGGUUGAGAAGGAAACCGCUGAUGCAUCUUCGAGUGGAGGAAUCGGCCUUGUGAAGACCACAGAUUACCUUCGUGGACAGGGUGACGGCGCUGGUAUCUGGGAAGAUGAGGAAGAACGCCGUUUCUACGAGAACCUUGUUGACCUGAAAGGAAAAGUGCCUGCAGUUCUGCUUGAAGAUGGCAAGAAAAAGAAGGGCGACACUGAAGAGUCCACAAAGAAGAAGUCUGAUGGCGAGAUCUCGGCUGAUACUGAGAAACCUGAAACAUCGGAGGAAAGGGCUGGCGCAGACGCAGACGAUCAAUCAACUGCCAUCGCGAGCAAGACUGUUGGUGCUCAAGUUGAUACUUUACUAGGCAAGCUUCCGGAGCUGCAAAGCAAAGACCAAGUGGAUCAGUUUGCCUUGGACUUUUGUUUCGUCAACUCGAAGGCGUCUCGCAACAGGCUGGUUAAGGCUGUCUCGGAUAUUCCCAAGGGACGCAUUGAUCUCUUGCCGUUGUAUUCGCGUUUGGUAGCCACUCUGGGGCAGUAUCUGCCAGAUAUUCCGCAGGGACUGACUACCUACCUGGACGAAGAAUUCCGGAGUCUCCAGCGACGCAAGGCCAAGGAGUUUCUAGGUCAAGUGCGCAUGGGAAAUGUGCGCUACCUGGCAGAACUGACAAAGUUUGGCGUGGUGCCAGAGCACAUCAUCUUCCACUGUUUCAAAGUCUCUCUUGACGAUUUCUCCCGGAUGAACAUCGAAAUCAUCGGCAACCUCCUGGAGAACUGCGGUCGUUACCUCUUGCGCAAUCCGGAGACUGCACCGAGAAUGGCGUCUUUCCUGGAGACGCUGAGUCGGAAGAAGGCCGUUCAGCACUUGGCGCAGAAUGAGCGCAUGGUCAUUGAGAAUGCUAUCUACUAUGUCGACCCGCCGCCGAGGCCCGCCAUCCAGCAGAAAGAACGCACUCCGAUGGAGCAGUACAUUCGCCGACUAAUCUACCUGGACAUGAACAAGCGCAACUACACCAAGAUCCUGAAGACCGUCCGCAAGCUCCACUGGGAGGAGCAGGAGGUUGUUGAAAUUCUGGAGCAUGUUUUCAGCAAGCCGGUCAAGGUGAAAUAUGGCAGCAUCCAUCUUCUGGCAAUUCUUGUCAGCGCUCUCUACCGUUAUCAUCAGGACUUUGUGAUCGGUAUUGUCGACAACGUCCUGGAGCAAGUCAUCUUGGGCCUGGAGCUGAACGACUUCAAGUUCAACCAGAAGCGCAUUGCCGAAGUAAAAUAUCUGGGUGAGCUUUACAACUACAAGAUGAUUGAUUCUCCUGUCAUUUUUGAUACUCUGUACCGCAUUAUUACUUUCGGCCACGAAGGUGGCACCCCAGUUCCCGGAAGAAUCAGCAUGUUAGAUCUUCCCGAUGACUUUUUCCGAGUUCGUCUGGCCUGCACUCUGCUCGAUACCUGCGGCCACUGCUUCGAUCGAGGAUCCGCGAAGAAGAAGCUGGAUUUCUUCCUUACUUUCUUCCAGUACUACCUCUUCACCAAGGAUCCAAUGCCCAUGGACGUGGAUUUCCUAGUCCAAGAUACUUUCUCUUCCCUCCGACCCGCAUGGACGCUAGCUACCGAGCCCGAAGAGGCAACUCGUCUCUUCAGCGAGGCAGUGGCUCAAAAUUACAACUUGCCCGAGUCUGAGCGCCCCAUCGAGCCCGACGAAGAAGACCCAGAUAGUAGCUCCUCGGACGAGGAUUUGGAAGAUGAUGCGAUUCCCGAGAUCGAAGAGGAAGGUGAAUCAAGCGACGAAGCCGAGGCUGAAACAUCUGGACCCAACCCGGAGGGUGAAGACGAGAGCGACUUCGAAGACGAGCAGAUUGUUGUAACGCGCCAGGAAGAAGAGCGAGACCCUGCAGCUGAGGCCGAUUUCGAUCGAGAGUUCGAGAAGAUGAUGGCCGAGAGCGUGGACUCGAGACGCUUUGAGCGUAAGGCUGUCUUUGAUAUUCCUCUGCCAAUGAAGCGUCCUCCUCGCGAUGCUACAUUGGCCGAGUCCGCUGAAUCUGCCGAGGCUUCGUCUGAGGCUCCUACGCCCGUACCAGAACCGUUCGCGCCUAAGACCAUGGCGUUUUCUCUGAUGACAAAGAAGGGGAACAAGCAGCAGACUCGCACUAUCGACCUGCCAUCCGACUCAACGUUCGCUGUUGCUAUGCGCAGCCAGCAAGCGGCUGAUCGAGAAGAGCAGCAACGUAUCAAGAACCUAGUCCUGAACUACGAGGCAGCCAACGAACCCGAGCCUGCCGAGACCUUUGAGAAACGCAUGCCUACCAACCAGCGAGUCGACAAGUCCGCAGCCAACCGCACCGCCUUCCGGUCCCGCAAGCUCCAACUCAGCGACGUGAACUGGUAA